AUGUCUGCACCAGGUGAAGACAUACUACCUGCCGAUACGAAGAUUAGCAAGGAUGACGGUCGACAGUACUGGCAGGGCAUUGACGCAGACGUGAACGGAAUGCUCGGAGGCUUUCCCUACAUCUCAAAGGUCGACCUCCAGGGAUCCCGGAACUUCCUUGCAAAGCUCGGUAUUGGUACAAAGGAUGGCCAACAUACGGUCAGCAGCGCAUUGGAAGGUGGCGCCGGCAUCGGUAGGAUAACACAAGGUCUUCUCCUUGACAUCGCCGAGCAAGUAGACAUAGUGGAGCCGAUUGCAAAGUUCACCGACAGCUUGAGGGGUAAGAGCGGCGUUCGAAACAUCUAUAACAUCGGAUUGGAAGAAUGGGGUCCUAAGGAUGAUGUCAAAUACGAUCUGAUUUGGAAUCAGUGGUGUUUGGGACACUUGACGGAUGAGCAACUGAUCCACUAUUUGGAACGGUGCAAGACGGCUCUCAAGCCCGACAGUGGCCUCAUCGUCGUCAAGGAAAACCUCAGCACAAGUGGUACGGACCUAUUCGAUGAGGUGGAUAGCAGUGUGACGAGGAUCGACGAGAAGUUCCAGAGUCUGUUCAAGGGAGCAGGAUUAACAUUGAUCAAGACUGAAAUACAGCUCGGGUUUCCUAAGGAACUAUUUCCAGUCAGAAUGUACGCGCUGAAGCCAUGA
Messenger RNA from Phaeoacremonium minimum UCRPA7, 684 nucleotides. RefSeq names its product putative duf858 domain-containing protein. Gene Ontology annotation, molecular function: N-terminal protein N-methyltransferase activity. Gene Ontology annotation, biological process: N-terminal protein amino acid methylation. The coding region runs from base 1 to 684 and encodes 227 amino acids. The transcript has 3 exons. Gene Ontology annotation, cellular component: cytoplasm. The record is from RefSeq and is a predicted model, not a curated record. Lineage: Eukaryota; Fungi; Ascomycota; Sordariomycetes; Togniniales; Togniniaceae.